AUGUUUGAGUUCAAAGUUCAAGGUGUUUUUGACAGUGGCAGCUUGUUGGAGCUUACAUAUAUAUGUACAGCAAAAGCAUCCGGAAUUCUGACCAGAAUGAGCACCUCCACUGAAGACCACUGUAACUUCUUAAAAGCUGGUAGAGUUUCAACAUCCCAAGACCAGCAUAGUCACGGUGGAGGACAAGGACACAGCCACGGUGGAGAACAUGGUCACACACAUGAAGCAAUGGAGAGUCCUGGCACGUACAUUGAGCGUGAUCAACCUAAGUACAGAUCUGAUUUCAAACAAAGGGCAUUUACUGUAGGGAUAGGUGGUCCUGUAGGUUCUGGGAAGACAGCUCUGGUCCUGGCCCUCUGCAAUCUGCUCAGAGACACACAUGGAAUAUGUGUGGUAACCAAUGACAUCUUCACAAGGGAGGACUGGGAGUUUCUCACCAGACACAAAGCUCUACCAGAUGGUAGAAUGAGGGCUGUGGAGACUGGUGGAUGCCCUCAUGCUGCUAUUAGAGAGGAUUACUCACUUAACAUGGAGGAAGUGAAAGAGUUAACAAGACAACACCAUCCUGAGAUGGUUUUUAUAGAAUCUGGAGGGGACAACUUAGCUGCUAAUUUCAGUCGAGAGUUAGCUGACUACAUCAUAUAUGUCAUAGAUGUCGCAGGAGGUGACAAGAUUCCAAGGAAAGGAGGGCCAGGAAUUACACAGAGUGACCUCCUAAUAGUCAAUAAGACUGACCUGGCUGAGGCAGUUGGAGCAGACCUUCAGGUUAUGAGACGAGAUGCUGAUAUGAUGCGACAGAGUGGACCUACCCUGUUCACCCAGGCAAGACACAAUGUGGGCAUACAGGAUGUGGCAGACCAUAUCCUCAAGUCAUAUAAACAAGCACUUAGUUAACUUUAGAACUCAAUGCUGUAGUUAUAAAGUGAUCCAGUGAGAUGAAGUGACUAAAUGAUAUUGAAUAGCAGACAAAGGCAUUGAUGACUGUGAAAGAAUGGGAAAAUCUAUGGUGUCAUUCUAGAAACUGUACUUGUCUUGACAUAGUGAUAAUAAAUACAGUGGAAAUGAGAUUACAAUACUUUGUGAAAAGAAAAGACAGGUGUUUUACAUUUUUCAUGACCAUUUAUGGUUGAUCUGAACUUUGUUAUCAGCAGCAAAAGGAGUAAAAGCUCUCUUUCCAUUGUCUUUUACAUGGUCUGUGUUUGCCAAACUAGCUCAUUUCCUUAAAAAAGUCAGUUGACAUUCUGGAUGCAUUGGAAUAGAAAAGGGUUGGCUGAAUUUCCUUAUAGCAUAGACCCUGAAUGGUUCCAUGCCAGUAUCUUAUUUGCACUUUAGUUCUCCAUGUAUGUACUGACACACUGUUAAAACAUUGCAGUCAAUCGGGAUCAAUCCUAUUUCCCUGUUCUCAUUUUUAUUUUUAUAUAUGUAAUGCAAAACAUCUAAAUGAUCAAAAUAAAAUGAACAAAGCAACA
Messenger RNA from Owenia fusiformis, 1469 nucleotides. The record is from the annotation of a GenBank genome assembly. Lineage: Eukaryota; Metazoa; Annelida; Polychaeta; Sabellida; Oweniidae.